Molecule: messenger RNA, 811 nt
Organism: Drosophila miranda
Lineage: Eukaryota; Metazoa; Arthropoda; Insecta; Diptera; Drosophilidae
Gene: Cpr35B
Product: histidine-rich glycoprotein
Exons: 2
Coding region: 80-730 (216 amino acids)
Cellular component (GO): extracellular matrix
Source: RefSeq, a predicted model, not a curated record
UAGUACAGUUCACUUUGGUUUGGUGUUCGGACAACAGUAGUCUCUAGCUUAGAUCAACUCAUAAACUAGCUAAAGUACCAUGGCCCAGACGUUUUUCAUUGUUGUUGUCCUGUUGGGCCUUGGGGCCAUUCGGGCAGCUCCUUUUCACGGUCACGAGCACCAUCAGGGUGGUGCCUCGAGUCAUGCUUCGGUGCAUUUGACAUCGCAUGACGAUCAUCAGGGACAUCAUGAGGAGGCUCAUCACGACGAUCAUCAUGAUUCGCAUGCCGAAUACGACUUCAACUACGGCGUCAAGGAUCACAAAACGGGCGAUGUGAAGGAGCACAGUGAAUCACGUCACGGCCAUAAGGUUACCGGACACUAUGAGUUGAUAGACGCCGACGGACACAAGCGCACUGUCCACUAUACUGCUGACAAGCACAACGGCUUCCAGGCCCAUGUCCAGCGCGAGAAGCUCUACGAUCACCAUCAGGUGGCCGUCGAGCAGCACGGACAUGGACACGGUCAUGGCAGCGGCUAUGAGGGCGGUCACGUUGAGUUCGAGGAGCAUUCCGCUCAGUCCGGACAUGGUCAUGAGGAUUACAGUCACGGCCAUGAGGGUUACAGUCAUGGGCAUGGCCAUAGCGGCGGCGGCUCUCAUACCAGUGGCUACUCUCUAAAGCAGGAGCACGGCCAUGGACACGGACACGGAAUCUCUCAUGGACACGAGCACGGACAUGGCUAUCAUUGAGAAUUUUUCAUCGAUCUUUGAACCAAAAAAUAUUUGUUGUUAUAUGUAUACCAAAAUAAAAUCAGGCAAACCAUUUCCAAA